CCUGUCGGGUUUGAGGAGAUCUCUCUUGGAGCCGGAGAGGAGAAGUUGUCCGUCUCUCUCUCUCUCUCGCGUCCUCAUCAUGGAUUCUAGGAGUCAUUCUAGGAGUCGUCGUAGGAGUCAUUGUAGGAGUCAUUCUAGGAGUCGUUGUAGGAGUCAAGGGGCCGCUGGGAUCGUCGCUCAGGUCGCGCUGCUCCUCUGCAGCGCGCGCGGGACGAGCGGAGAAGAGGUGUGCGACAGCCCGCUGGUGUCCAAUCUGCCGCCGGCGUCCUUCAGAAGCUCCUCCCAGCUGUCCGCCAGUCACGCGCCGAGCUUCGCCAAGCUCAACAGGAGGGACGGCGCCGGAGGCUGGUCUCCUCUCACCUCGGACGGGUAUCAGUGGCUGGAGGUCGACCUCGGCCAGCGGACCAAGAUCGCCGCCGUCGCCACGCAGGGCCGCUACGGCAGCUCUGAUUGGCUGACGUCGUACCUGCUGAUGUUCAGCGACACGGGGCACAACUGGAAACAGCACCGGCAGGAGGACAGCAUCGGGUCUUUCCCAGGUAACAGUAACGCAGACAGCGUGGUUCAGUACAAACUGCAGCAGCCGGCCGUCGCUCGCUUCCUGCGCCUCCUCCCUCUGCACUGGAACCCCAGCGGGAGGAUGGGACUGCGGCUGGAGGCCUACGGGUGUCCUCACACCUCCCAUGUCCUGGGUUUGGACGGCAGCAGCGGCCUGCUGUACAGACCGAGCCCGGGGACACGGGGGUCGGUCAGAGAGGUCGUCACCCUGCAGUUUAAAACCCUGAGGAACUCCGGGACGCUGCUGCGCGCGGAGGGCGGGGGGGGGGGACUCGGCCUCGGCCUGGAGCUGGAGAGAGGGAGGCUGCUGCUGCUCACACGAGGUCCUCCCUCCUCGGAGCCCCGGCGCGUCGCCUCCCUCGGCAGCCUGCUGGACGAUCAGCAGUGGCACCGCUUGGCGGUGGAGCGGCGCGGCUCUCAGCUCAACGUCACGGUGGACGAACACGCGGAGCGCCUUCGGCUGCCGGCGGAGUUCGCCGGCUGGGAGGCGGAGCAGCUGAGCGUGGGGACGGUGCCGAGCCGCGGAUCUCAGAGCCCAGAUGUCUCCAAGGGGAACUUUCACGGCUGCUUGGAAAACCUCAAGUUCAACAGCGUCAACGUGGUAGAAUUAGCUAAAAACGGAGAUCUCCGAGUCGCUGUGAGGGGCAACGUGACCUUUUCCUGCGCUGAGUCGGUUUCCGUCGCCGUGACGUUCCCGGGCCCCCGGAGCUUCCUCCGGUUGCCGGGGGCGACACCGUCCUCGUCGGGGGGCGUGUCCGUCGGGUUCCAGAUCAGGACGUGGAACAAGGCGGGGCUUCUGCUCACCUUUGACCUGCCUCAGCAGGGGGGCGUGGUCUGGUUGUACCUGAGCGAGGCCAGACUGCGGCUGCAGAUCCAUAAAGCCGGCAGGGCGCUGCUGGAGCUCAGUGCAGGUUCCGCCCUGAAUGACGGCCAGUGGCAUUCGGUGGCGCUGACCUCCAGCCGAGGUCGUCUGAGCAUCGGUGUGGACGGAGAGGGAGGAGGCAGCGCCCAAGCCGCUCCCCCGUACGCUGUCGCCGUGGAAAGUCACCUGUUCUUCGGUGGUUGUCCUGCCGAAGACAACGAGCCGAGGUGCAGAAACCCCUUCAACGUCUUCCUGGGCUGCAUGCGUCUCCUGUCGCUGAACCACCUCAUGGUGGACCUCAUGAUGGUGCAGAAGAAGCAGCUGGGGAUCUUCAGCCACCUGCAGAUCGACAUGUGUGGGAUCAUCGACAGGUGCUCGCCCAGUCGCUGUGAACACGGCGGCCGCUGCACUCAGUCCUGGACCGCCUUCCGCUGUAACUGCUCGGCCAGCGGCUACAGCGGAGCGACCUGCCACAGCUCUGUGUACGAACAGUCCUGUGAGGCGUACAAACACAACGGCAACACGUCGGGACACUUUUAUAUCGACGUGGACGGCAGCGGACCAAUCAGACCGCAGCUGGUCUACUGCAACAUGACAGAGGAGAACACGUGGAUGGAGAUCCAGCACAACAACACGGAGGUGACCAGAGUCCGGCCGUCUCCGGGUGCACGCCAGCGUUCGCUCCACUUUGACUACUCCACUGGAGACGAGCAGCUAUCGGCCGCCAUCGGCCAAUCGGAGCACUGCGAACAGGAGCUGUCCUACCGCUGCAGGAAGUCCCGCCUCCUCAACACACCAGAGGGCUCUCCGUUCAGCUGGUGGCUCGGGGGUCCCGGUCCCGGUCGGGUCCAGACCUACUGGGGCGGCGCUCAGCCGGGCAGCCGGCAGUGUGCGUGCGGCCUGCGGGGCGACUGCGUGGACCCACAGCACUACUGCAACUGUGACGCCGACCGCACGGAGUGGGCUGAGGACUCGGGCCUGAUCACCCAUAAGGAGAGCCUCCCCGUCAGGUCACUGGUGCUGGGUGACGUCCAGAGGCCGGAGUCGGAGGCCGCCUACCGGGUGGGGCCGCUCCGUUGCCACGGAGACAGGAACUUCUGGAACGCGGCGUUCUUCGACAAGGAGACGUCGUACCUCCACUUCCCCACCUUCCACGGAGAGCUGAGCGCAGACAUCUCCUUCCUGUUCAAAACCACGGCCUCCUCCGGGGUCUUCCUGGAGAACCUGGGCAUCAAAGACUUCAUCCGGAUCGAACUGAGCUCCUCCACCCGGGUGGUGUUCUCCCUGGACGUCGGCGACGGCCCGCUGGAGGUCCGCGUGGAGUCGAGCGUCCCCCUGAACGACGACCGGUGGCAUCGCGUCCGGGCCGAGCGCAACGUCAGGGAGGCGUCGCUCCGCCUGGACGCGCUUCCGGCGGCCAGGCGGGGGGCCCCCGCCGACGGACACCUCCACCUGCAGCUCAACAGCCAGCUGUUCAUAGGAGGCACGGCGUCCAGGCAGAAGGGCUUCCGGGGCUGCAUCCGCGCCCUGCAGCUGAACGGCGUCACGCUGGACCUGGAGGAGAGGGCGAGGAUCACGCCGGGGGUUCGGGCCGGCUGCCCGGGUCACUGCGGCAGCUACGGGUCGCUGUGCCGCAACCGGGGCCGCUGCGCCGAGAGGGCCAACGGCUUCCUGUGCGACUGCGGCCUGUCGGCGCACACCGGAGCCUUCUGCCACACAGAGGUGUCGGCCAGCUUCAAGUCGGGGACCACCGUCAGCUACACCUUCAAGGAGCCGCACGAGUCAGGACGGAACAGCAGCGCCCGGCCCUCCUCCGUCCACUCCGACACCACCCUGAGAGGAGAGGACGUCUCCCUGAGCUUCAGGACCAACCAGAGUCCGGCUCUGCUGCUCUACGUCAGCUCGCGCCACGGGGAGUCCCUGGCCCUGCUCAUCAACAAGCACGACAAGCUGGAGGUGAGGUACAAGCUGGACGGCCGCCGGGGCGCCGAGGUGCUGAGGAGCGCCGCGAGGAGCCUGGCGGACGGACGUCUCCACGCCGUCUCCGUCAGGAGGCGGGCCGACGGCGUGUCCCUGCAGAUUGACCAACAUGCCAGAGAAGACUUCAACCUGACGUCCGAUGGGGAGUUAAACGGCAUCAAGUCGCUGGUGUUGGGCAGAGUGCACGGGUCGGAGGACGUGGACCCGGAGCUGUCCCGCUUGGCGUCUCUGGGUUUUACCGGCUGUCUCUCGGUGGUUCGCUUUAACUCCGUCAGCCCUCUGAAAGCCGCUCUGCUCCACCCGCACAGCAGCCCCGUCGUCAUCACGGGACCUCUGGUCCAGUCCACCUGCGGCUCCUCGGCGUCGGCCAAUCCGCGCGCAGCGGAGGACACGCACCACCUGUCAGACCAGUCUGGUUCAGUGGGUUCAGGUCAGCCUUUAGUCAAGUCCAUCAGGACCGGCUCGGCUCUGAUUGGAGGUGUCAUAGCGGUGGCCAUCUUCCUGAUCGCCAGCGGUCUGGCGCUAACCGCCCGGUUCCUGUACCGCCGGAGAGAGACGCACGGGAACCAGGAAGCCGGGGGAGUCAAACGGGAGGACAGCGGAGAUUUCACUUUCACCAGCCAGAGGGACUCAAGGAGCGUCUCCACCGAAAACCCAAAGGAGUACUUCAUCUGAGCGACGAGCCCGUGAAACACGCCUGGGACGCCACGGCGCGGACGCCGCGCCUGGGACGCCGCGGCGCCCUCACACACUCGGCUGGCCGAGGUGGCGCAGCAGCAAAUCGAGGCGACGAAAAAAAAACACAAAUCGCACGGUUGAGUCUGCUGAUGCUUUGCUGUGAGUCGUGAACGUACUGGAAACAAACGGUGCAAACUUAUGAGGUGUUGAUGUCCUGUUUUCAACUGUAAGUUAAAAAAAAAAAAAAAAAGUAAGUGUGCAAUUAAUGUCUUUGUAACGAUAUUCAGAAAUGAAAGCAAAUGAAGCAGGUGUCGGUGUGUUUAUGGUGUGCGGGUAAGACAGCGUCCGUAGAAAGUUUCAUACCUGCGGGGUCAUCACGCUUCCCCCUGUACACCUAUUCAUCCUCAGCCCAUUUAUUCCUCGUUCAAACGUCCCUCCUGCCUUUUAAAUCACUCUUUGGUGGGAAAAACAUUCAGCAGUCGAAUAUGUUCAUGAAAAAUCCCCAUUUUGACCAGCUGAGACAUCACAGCUACACAUCAGUGUGACAUCAAACAGCAAUGAGGAAACGAUGUGAAAGCGGGUUUGAUGAAGAGGGACACAAACGGAUGAUAAUGUUACUUUGUAACAGCUCAAUGACAUUAAGAUCGCUACGGUUGUGGGUGACCAUCGAUGUGUUGGAGAAACAUUUAUACAUUCAUGAUGAUCAGUGAUAUAGAAAUUACAAUCAGACAGCUUGAACCAGAAGAUGUUUAGAAAAGAUCACGUGAAAACAACCACCACGUUUAGGACAUUCCAUCCAAAGACCUCUGAGACAAUGCAUCCCAUAAUAGACCCUUUUGAUACAGCGCAGGGGACCUUUUCUAAAUCCUCAUGCAUAACCGGCAGUUUGGGAUUCAGUGCAGCCGACUUGACUUCCCCUCUUCUCACGUGAAAGCGACCUUUAACCUUCUCGUGGCUCGAACUGAACUUUGUUCUUUGCUCUCAUCCUCCCGCCCCUCCAACUCUCCUCUGAGCGUCGUGGCUUCGCCCCGGAAAACCUAACCUGUGUUUUGGACGGGAUCGUGGUUGAAAACAGGGGUUUUUCCAUGGAUCCACGUUGGUACUCGAGGACCAGCGUCUGUCACAGAUGAAACGACUCUCUUAUUUGAUGGUUCCUAGUGUUGGUGAAUAACAGUGAUGUCAGUGAGGUGCAGAAAUAAAUCUCCACCGGGUUUUUGAUUCUGGUUGUUUGGUUACAGACAAAAUGUUUGAAUAGAAUAAAGUGUUUUUUCCAGAUGUGA
This is a messenger RNA of Gasterosteus aculeatus aculeatus (three-spined stickleback), 5358 nucleotides long. RefSeq names its product contactin-associated protein-like 4. Lineage: Eukaryota; Metazoa; Chordata; Actinopteri; Perciformes; Gasterosteidae. The record is from RefSeq and is a predicted model, not a curated record.